Culex pipiens pallens (northern house mosquito) is the source of this 1289-nucleotide messenger RNA. RefSeq names its product allantoicase-like. The record is from RefSeq and is a predicted model, not a curated record. Gene Ontology annotation, biological process: allantoin catabolic process. Gene Ontology annotation, molecular function: allantoicase activity. NCBI's taxonomy places the organism in Eukaryota, Metazoa, Arthropoda, Insecta, Diptera, Culicidae. The transcript is spliced from 2 exons. Bases 134 to 1270 code for a protein of 378 amino acids.
AUCAGCUUAUUUAUUGAAGCUCCUGCUUUCUCCCUCUUCUUCUGGUCUCUCCCGUAUCAUUUCUCGCGGGUGAUAAUGACCGCUGCGGUUCGCGGUCAUCUUCAGUACGCAUCUGGCCUCGUAACACAGCAGAAUGUCCUCCGUGGUGCAGAAAACCGUCGAACCGGCGUUCGUCCAGCUCAGCGAACUGGCCUCCAAGAGUAGCGGUGGCCGGAUUCUGUUUGCGACGGACGAUUGGUUUGCACCGGCCGAAUGGAUGCUGGCCGAUUCGGAGCCGGUGUUCGUGGCGGACAAGUACACCACGUUCGGCAAGUGGAUGGACGGAUGGGAGACGAGACGUAAGCGGAUCGCCGGGCACGAUUGGUGCAUCGUCCGGUUGACGGCACCGGCGCGGGUCUGCGGCAUCAUGGUUGAUACGGCGCAUUUCACCGGGAACUUUGCUCCGAGGUUUUCGCUGCAGGGUGCCCUGUUGGAUGUGACCGAGGAGGAAUCGAUUCCGGAACGUGGCCGCGAGAUGAUGGGGACGGCCUGCAGUGAGAAGGAAUUGCAGCUGAUGGCCGCGCUCGGAAGUGACCGAUGGAAGGAGAUCAUCGAGAUGACCCCGCUGAAGCCGGGCUACGAAGAUACCCGCAAGCAGUACUUUAGCGUCACGAGUGACCAGGUGUUUAGCCAUUUGAGGGUCAACAUCUUUCCGGACGGCGGGAUCGCUCGGUUGCGCGUGUUCGGUCAGGUUCAACCGAAUCUUCAAGCGCUAGCCUCAACCGGUCGACUCGUAGAUCUGCUGGGAAUGCUCAACGGAGGUCAGUGCUUAACAUUCUCGAACGCCCACUACGGCCAUCCGAGGAAUCUGUGCAAACCUAACCGGGGCAUCAACAUGGGCGACGGUUGGGAAACGGCCCGACGGCUGGAUCGACCACCCGUCCUGAAAACAGACCGCCAAGGAAUCCUCCAAGUGCCCGGAUGCGAGUGGGCCAUCUUCAAGCUAUGCUCACCGCGCUCAAAAGUUGAAAAGGUCGUCGUGGACACGAACCACUUCAAGGGAAACUUCCCGGACAACGUAAAAAUUGAGGCCACACUACUAGCGGAAACCGCAACGCUGCAAUCCGCCCAGUGGAAGGUCAUGCUGGACAGCAGUAAGCUGUCGGCCCACCGGGAACACGUCUACCAGGAGGAAUCGCUACGGUUCCGGGGACCGUGCUCGCACGUACGCAUCACGAUGGCACCGGACGGUGGAAUUUCGCGCGUCCGACUGUUUGGAGUAGUUUUGUAAAUAAAUGUUGCUAAAAAUA